Molecule: messenger RNA, 987 nt
Organism: Closterium sp. NIES-67
Lineage: Eukaryota; Viridiplantae; Streptophyta; Zygnematophyceae; Desmidiales; Closteriaceae
Source: the annotation of a GenBank genome assembly
AUGGAGCGGGCGGAUGAGGAGUGCCUUCAAACGCUACAAGCUACUGAAGAUUGCUAUUGGGGAGGAGAAGAUGCCGGAAGAAGGCGAAGCUCGUGAACGGUGGAUUGAGAAAAGCGCGGUGCUUUUCGAUCUCAUCCUUCAAUCGGUCAACAAGGAGAUGUUCGAGCACAUCAAGGAUCUUGUGGAAGCCGAUGAUUCGGGUCCAAGGGCGUGGAAACUACUACGCGAUGUGAUUCAGCCCAACACUCUCCCGAUGGUGAUCGUGCUCGAGAAGGAACUUGCUGCCAUCUCCAUGCGACCAGGGGACGAUGUGAAGCCGGUCCUUGACAAGAUCAAGGACACCUAUGCAAGGAUGGCAGCAGCGGGCAGCAGUGUAUCUCAGCUGCAGCAAUGCACCAAGAUCAUCUCGGUGUUGGACAACUCUUGGGACAACCUCAUCCCCACCCUCAACUCUCAGCAAGAUCAAUGGACACCUGAGUGGCUAAGGCAGCAGAUUCUGCAGGAGGACUUCCGCAGACGCCAUAGGAAGUACUGUGAGGGGCUGGCUGAGAAGUAUGGGCUGCAAGAUGGGGGAAAGCCAGCAACACCACUACCUUCGGGGUUCACUGUGGAGCCAUGUGCUGAUGAGGAGGUAGUGGGUGAGAGUGACAGGAAGCUGUUUCAUUCGAUGGUUGGUGGAGUGAGGCAGCGGUUGCAGAGAGGUGCUGUAGAUGUGAAGAGUGGUGAGAUGCUCUUGAGUUGCUAUACUGACGCUAGCUUCAACUCAGUGAAAGCGGAUGGCACCAGCAUUGGGGGUUAUGUGUGCUUGCUAGGAGGUGGUGCUGUGAGCUGGCGCAGCAAGAAGCAGAAUGAACAGGCAGCGGAUAUUUUCACUAAGCGACUGGCGGAGGCGGAUCAUUGGAAGGGCAUGAAGCUUGCUGGGAUGAGUGUGCAUUGAGUAUGCAUGCUUGAGAUGUUGGUAUGGUGGAUGAUGGUUGGCAGACAGAG